Messenger RNA from Orycteropus afer afer, 1425 nucleotides. It is a transcript of the gene MADCAM1, whose product is annotated as mucosal vascular addressin cell adhesion molecule 1. Gene Ontology annotation, cellular component: membrane. The coding region runs from base 1 to 1425 and encodes 474 amino acids. Lineage: Eukaryota; Metazoa; Chordata; Mammalia; Tubulidentata; Orycteropodidae. Gene Ontology annotation, molecular function: integrin binding involved in cell-matrix adhesion. The record is from RefSeq and is a predicted model, not a curated record. Gene Ontology annotation, biological process: integrin-mediated signaling pathway; positive regulation of lymphocyte migration; leukocyte tethering or rolling. The transcript is spliced from 6 exons.
AUGGAGCGAGGCCUGGCCUUCCUGCUGGUCCUAUGCCUGGGUCUCCCGCCGCAGGGCCGCGGGCAGGACCUGGAAGUGGAGCCCCCGGAACCCGAGGUGGCUGUGGCAGUGGGCGGAUGGCGGCAGCUCACCUGCCGUCUGGCCUGCCCCGGCCGCGGGCCCGCGUCGGUGCAGUGGCGGAACCUGGACACCAGCCUGGGCCGCGUGCAGUCGAUCCCGGGCAGCAGCGUCCUCACGGUGCGAAACGCCACGCUGUCGGCGGCGGGUACGCGCAUGUGCGUGGGCUCCUGCGGGACCCUCGCCUUUCAGCGCUCCGUGAGGCUCCUGGUGUACGCCUUCCCGGAUCAGCUGAGCGUGUGCCCAACGGCCCUGGUGUCUGGACAGGACCAGGAGGUGGCCUGCACAGCCCACAACAUCACGCCAAUGGACUUUCUCUCCUUCUCCCUGCUCCUGGAGGACCAGGAGCUGGAGGGGGCCCAGGCCCUAGGCUGGAAGGUGGACGAGGCCCAGGAGGAGGACCCCUUGUUCCACGUGACACAGCGCUGGAGGCUGCCACCACUGGGCACUCCUGGCCCGGCCCAGCUGCACUGCCAGGCCACCAUGCAGCUGCCGGGCAUGGAGCUGAGCCACCGCCGGCCCAUCCGGGUCCUACAUAGCCCACCCACUCUGGAACCCCCGACACGGACCACCUUGGAGACCCCCACAUCAACCAUCUUGGAGCGUUCCACAUCAGCCGCCCCAGAGCCCCCGACCUUGAACUCUCAGGAGCCCCCCACCACGGCCCCUCUGGAGCCCCCCGCCAUGGGCACUGUGGACACCCCCACCUUGAGCUCCCCGGAGCAGAGCUCCAGCCUGGGGCCCUGCCGCCCUGAGAUCCUGCAGUCCCCCGUGUCAGCAGAGAGGGAGGCCCGUUGGGAGUUGUUAUGCAAGGUAUCCUGCGGCUCCCCUGGAGUGACCGUGCACUGGACCCAGGCGCCUGGUGGUCUGACAGCCUACAAGCUUCGGGAGGCGGGAGCGCAGGCCUGGCUGAGCCUGCAGCUGGCUGGACGUGCCCCUGAGGGCUUGUUCCAGUGCCGCGUGGAUCCGGGGCACGAGGUGGCCAGCCUGUACAUCAUGCCUGUGGCUGUCCAGCUGUCUGCCACCCUGUGGACCGGGAGCCUGGCGCUGGGACUGCUCCUCUUGGCUUUCCUGGCCUACCGCCUGCGGAGUUGCUGCCGGGCUCUGGGCUGGGGCCACUCAUCCAGCUUCUCUACACCAAUGAGACAUCUGCACGGUUGUGGACAGCAUGAGGCCAACAGCUGGUCCCGUGCUCUGAAGGCCGAGAAAUCGGGUCCCCAGCUGGUUGGGGUCCUUCUCCCUGGAGGAGGCCCUGGGGAGCCCACCUCCAAUGGUGCAGAGCUGAGAAAUAAAGGGCAUUUGGUCUGA